Molecule: messenger RNA, 1182 nt
Organism: Notechis scutatus (mainland tiger snake)
Lineage: Eukaryota; Metazoa; Chordata; Lepidosauria; Squamata; Elapidae
Product: E3 ubiquitin-protein ligase TRIM39-like
Molecular function (GO): protein binding
Source: RefSeq, a predicted model, not a curated record
AUGGACUGGGCCGACCUCGAACCGCUGCUCCGAAGCCACUAUGCUCCCGCCGUGCCCACCCUCAUCAGGCAGCACGAUUUCUACCUGCGGGACCAGAAGCCGGGCGAGAGCAUCAGCGAUUUCGUGGCAGACCUACGGAAUCUAGGUGGCAUGUGCGGCUUCACGGACAUGGAUGAGGUCCUACGAGACCGCGUCGUCCUCAGGCUCAGGGACCCGGACAUUGGAAGCAUCUUGAAGAAAUUCCAGGCUAAGGAAACAUACGAGAAUCCGGUGGAUUUACUUCCAGAGCCAAAAUGGGAUUACAGUGGGAGCCAAAAUGGGAUUACCAUCUGGGAUUACAGUGAUAUCCCUGUGCUUCUGAAAAGUGCCAUGAAAAAAUUGAGAGAUACUCUGGAAAGUGGACUUCAACUACAGGAAGAGAAUGUAACUCUGGAUCCAGGCACAGCUAAUCUUGGCCGCCUUGAAAUCUCCAAAGAUCGCAAAAGCGUCAAAGGACUUAAGCCAGUUGAAGGAAAAUAUGCUGUCUCAGACUGCAACAGAUUUGUACGUUAUCCUUGUGUCCUUGGCUGUGAGAAGUUCUCAACUGGGAGACAUUUCUGGGAAGUUAUUAUAGGAGGUGCAGCAGAAUGGGCUAUAGGGGUUGCCAGUAAGCCAAGGAAUAUAAAAAAUGUCGAUGAGCAGACUAGUCACUGGGAGAUUGCGGAAUGUAAAGGGAAAUACAUGGCCAUCUCUCCAUCAACAUACUCUGACCUGGUCCUGACUGAAGAGCUCACGAGGAUCCGUAUCUUUCUCAACUGCGAAAGGGGGCAAGUGUCCUUUUAUGAUGUCAGGACAGCAGCUCUGCUCCAUAUAUUCUUGGAUGCUUCCUUGGUUGGAGAGACCUUUUGGCCCUAUUUCUUUUUGGGCGAGGGCACCUGCAUGACACUCCCCUAAAAGAGUGGAUAACCAUAGACAAAACUUUGGAAAAAUCCCUAUUUGCCAAGCAGGGAUCUCUGAAAGAUUUUAAAGCAGAGGUUUUUUUCGCUUUUUGCUACUUCAGCUUCCUUUAUUGUUCUAUGAUCAGUCAAUCAAUCUAUCAAGAAAGAAUCUGAUCAUCAUUUCUAUUUGUCUGGAUAAAAAAAGAGGUGUCCUAGGAGCUUUAUAGGUGUUAGCAUCAUGUGUUUAGGUGUAUCAGUAUUAAAG